AGACUGGGAAGGUAGAAAAUCCUGUUAGGAAAGAAUGAACAAUUUAUUAUGACUAAUGUACCUUCAGGUGACAAAUGAAUGUGAUAAUCUCAAUCUGAUUAUGUUAUCUAACCAGCCUAGAGAUGAAUUCUCUUCGAAAAUGGUUCAACAGACCGAAGAAAAGUGACAGUUCUCUGUUAGCGCAGUUUUUCUUUGCUGACGAGGAACUCAAUGAGGUGGCAGCGGAAUUGGAUAGUUUUGAUGGCAGAAAGGACCCAGAGAGAUGUACCACUCUGGUUAAUAAGUUACGAACAUGUCAGGACAAAGUCCUAGUGGUAGUGCAGAAAAUUAUCGAUGAGGCCAUAGGAAACCAGAAGGCAAACCGGGAUUUCCGGGUGAAGUUCCCAGAUGAUGUUUUGCAAGAAAACUUGGCUGGACAGCUGUGGUUUGGGGCAGAGUGUCUGGCUGCUGGGUCCAGCAUUAUGAACAGGGAGAUAGAGAGUGCCUCAAUGAGGCCCCUGGCCCGGGCUCUGACAAAGAAUCUAGACAGUCUUCGUACCUUACUGAGAGAACAGUGCCUAAGGAACCAGUCCAUAGAUUCAGAUAGGGUCAGAGAAUCAUUAACCAUUUUUGACAAGUUGUUUGCAGAAUUUGAAUUAAGCUAUGUCAGCACAAUGGUUCCUGUGAAAACAAUGAAGGAGUAUGAUCUGUCACAGGAAAUCACCAUUCUCUUCUCAGAAACUGUUCAAAGGGCAUUGAAAAAAGGCCUGAUUGAGCAAGAAAUGAUUGAUGAUUAUGAUCCAGCACUCAUGUUCACCAUUCCGAGACUGGCCAUUGUAUGUGGUUUACUGGUGUAUCCUGAGGGUCCACUGAACCCUGAUUUAGAACCUUCCAACAUAUCAGAAAUGUUUAGACCAUUUCAGACUCUGCUACAAAAGAUCAGGGAGCUUCUCCACACGCUAAAUGAGAAAGAAUUAAGUGCUUUAGAGGGUGCAUUGUGUAGUGCUGAAGAACCAGAAAAAAUUCUGUCUAAACCUGAGCAGAAGGAUGAAUCCUCCCAGGUGGACCCUGGAUUUGAAGAGGAAACAGAAUGUAGUACGUCCACCACCCUGACCGAAAUCACUCGGCGUCUGGAACAAGAGAUGACCCAGAUCUCUGACACUUCUAUUGACCUUUUGACCCCAGAACAGGAGGCAUUAAAUGUAUCAAAUCUCCCAUUUGAUGACUAUUCCCCCACUAACACACUUGUGGAUUCCUUAGAGGGUCAAGAGUCUCUGAACUCAAGUCUCAACAAGUCAGAGAGCCGAGAUUCGGGGCUUCAAAGUGAGAAUGUGAGCACUUCAGAAACAGUUAUGUGUGAUGCCAGUACUGUCAGCAUCUCCUCAGAUUCUACCGUUGUUUGUACAGAGACUCCCAGUGCCGAUUCUAAUUUAGCCGACCAUGACGUACAGUUUUUUUGUAGAGAUAUUGUUAAUGAAUUAGUGAAUCGUGCUACCAGUGGAAUUCCCCCGUACAGUAGACAAAGUAGUCAGCAAUAUAACUUGAAUCUGGAAAUUCCUCGGAUUUCCGCAUCAUCUAUCAGCAGUUCACCUUCGACUUCCUCUCUUUCUUCUGACAAUUCUGUUGUUAUUUCUGAAAAACCACCACAAACCUGCCCAGACCAAUCCCAUUUUAAUUCUGACGUCCACCAAUCAACUAUAUCUUUAGAAAACAAAGAUGCCCAUAGUAUCUGUGAUAUUGCCAGUAACACAAAUCUUGUGAUAGACACCAUUGUUUGUGAUAAAUACGAGGGCCCCUCAGAGCCUCGACCUUCACCAGGAUUACCGAAUGAUAGUGAAAAUAGUGACAAAGACUCAACCAAAGCCGGUACAAGUGGAACCAGUAAAGGAAACUGUACUGAGGAACCUCGCUCGAGUGAGAGCACUCGUAAUCUUGAGCAUCCUCGCAUACAAAGACUAAGAUAUACAACUGACAGUGUGAGUUCCAGCUUUUCUAGUUGCCAUAGUAAUACUUAUGAUGCUGAGUGGGAUAGAGAAAGUGAUGAAAGUUGUGAGACUAGUUCCUACAAUUCUGAAAGUAACGAUGAUGAAGAGAUCACCCUUGCAGUUCAGGCCGCAGAACUCGCUUCUCGGAAAGAGGCUAGGGCCAGGUUUAGAAGCAGCAGUGACCUAAUUCAUAGACUAUUUGUUUGCAUAUCAGGAGUAGCAGAUCAGUUACAAACAAACUAUGCUGGUGACUUAAGAAACAUCCUGAAGUGUGUGUUUGACAUGAACUGCUCUGAUCCCGUCAUAGUGCUAGAUGAAAACCCAAAGAAGAAAUUCGACAGACACCCCAACUUCAUGUCACGUAGAACCAACAGAUAUGGACAUCGAUCUACUUCUAACAGACCUCGAGAACCUCCACAAUGGGUACCAGAUGAUCAGAUGGAGAAGUGUAUGGCUUGUGAGAUUCCUUUUAACUUUGUGAGAAGACGACAUCACUGCAGAAACUGUGGAAAGAUAUACUGUGGCCGAUGUUCCUCCAACUUUGUUCCUCUUCCUCAUUUUGGCUACAUGAAUCCUGUCAGAGUGUGUAAUCACUGCUUCCUGUUCCAGGUCACGCCCUUUACUGUCAACGAAUGAAAAAUCACCUUACUUUUCAAUUUCAAAGCUUAAAUCUCUGUUUUUUGUGAAUUAAGGCAAAUGUUAGUGUGUACAUUUUUUUUUUUCUUUCUAAUUGCUGAAAGCAAAGCUUUCACUUGGAAUUUUUAAGCUUUCUGUUAAUGUCUGUCAACUGCCAGGAAAACCGUAGUUGUAUUUUGAAAAUUUAAAUGCUACAGGCCAAUAUUUUAAAAUUAAAAGCAAUAUUUGCUGUCCAUACAAAAAUUGUUUUGAAUGUUUUCAAUCAUUUAAUACCAAGUUGUAAAAUGUGUUUUCCUUUAAUAUACCUGCUAAAAAGUUUUAACAUAUAACUACGUAUUUUGCAGGGUCCUAUGAAAUAUUUGACCAUUGCUGUAUACUAUGAAAUCUAUGACUAUUGCAGUAUCUUAUAAAAUCUAUGACUCUUGUAGUGUCCUAUGAAAUUUAUGACUAUUGCAGUGUCCUAAGAAAUCUAUGACUUUGCAGGAGCUUAUGAAAUACAGUUUAAUCUUAAUUUCUGGAACAUUGUGGGACUGUCAGAAUUUUAUGACAUCUUCAUGGCUUUUGAAAGAAUUCAACAUACUCCUGAUGUACAACAUAUCAAUGCAAUAAAAACAAAAACAAACAAAAACAAAAUUAAACUGUAAUUAUAUUGAUUUAUUAGGUUACAUUGUAAAGAUAACUUAAAUGGUAGCGUGUCUUCCUUAUUUUAAAAUCCUUUUUUGGGAAGGUCACAUAAUUCAUAAUAAUGCAGCAAAACCUGAUACCGUAUACAGCAACUGUUAAAAAACAAAUGAUUUAUAGGUGGGGAAGCCUAUCUUUUAUAAGUUUGUCUUAUAUUAUAGCAUUUUUAAUCAGUUAUAGAAACCAUAAUAUAAUUUUCUGAAGAGACAUAUUGUUUUAUAUUGUAAUCCAUAUAUCUUGAAUACAUGUUUUGUAUUCAGUUAAAAAUUGUGUGAUAUGUCUAACUAAUGUGACACUAAAGAUGGGGGGGGGGGUAAAAUGAAGAGGAUAACAGGUUAACAAAUAUUGCAAGAAUUUAAAGAUGUGGAAAAAUUUCCUUGUCAAGUUCUUUACUAAGAUAAUAGAGGGUCUACAAUCAUUGAAUUCUCAAUACGUGUGUUCGGAGUCUGGCAUAAAUAUGAAAUAAAGAUUGAAAGAAAAAUGUUUUUAUCAUGGAUUUAAUUAAAUCAAAUGGGAAGUUUAUAAAAUAACAAAAAAGAAGCAAAAAAAACCCUACAAAAUAAAUUCCCUAUUUUGAGGAAUUGAAUCACUAAAAUUUUGAAGGGCAAAGAUGACCCAGUACAUGUAUGCAUGUUUAUGGUUUUAAAUUCAAAUAAGGAUGGAUAAGUGGUAGAUUUUACUAACAUAAGGGUGAAUAUCAUUGUACAGUGUAUUAAUUUUUGUGUAUUCCUUGAUUUGGAGUACAUUCACUUCUUAUAGUUGGACUACCUCAUCACAGUAACAGUGGGCUUUUCUGAAUAGUUUGAAGCAUUUAUAGAAUACAAAUGUACAUGUUUUUUCAAAGGCAUUCAAUUUCGUGUAGAAUCGUCAUUGCAGAUAAGUUAGAAGAAGAUAGGAUGUAGUAUAAAGCUGUGUUUAUUUAGGGAAUUCAAUCUUUGAUGCAUUUAUAAACACAUCACAAGUGCAAUUAUGUGGUAAAAAAUGCAAUUUAUUUUCAUUACUUCCUUCAUGUAUACUAGGUAGUAGGUACAUGUCAAUUUCAUUUUCAUGUAUGGAGUGAUAUCGUUCUUGGUUAAAGCUUGGUCUGCUCCAGCCACUAAGUGUAAUUGAUGGCUUAAGUAUAUAGGGUUGUACAUGUAAUAUUUAUUAUUCAAGAGGUUGUAUUUUUAAUUGUUUUUUUUCACUAGCACCCUGAUGUUAAUUAAUGUAAUUAAGAAGUCAAAUUGUACUUAUUUUUCAAUUUCAGUCAAAAGAAAAUUACACUCUGUGAACUACAUGUAUAUGCUUAACAAUAAUUGACAAGAAUUGAGCAUGUAAACCAUGUUCUUGGGCAUGAGCAAAGAAGUGUUUAACUUAAUAAAUUAAAUUUAGGCAGGCAAAUUAUGAAGCUUGAAUCAUUAUGCUUCUAUAAUUAUUUGAUAUUGAAAUGGUUUAAAAUGGUUAUAUAAGAUAUGUCAUUUAUAAAUUCAGUAAAACCCCCACAAAUAUUGAAUUCAUUUAUGUUAGGUAGAAAUAUGCUAGAAUUUGUGUGCUUUUAAUUUUAUUGUUCUCCUGAAGAACAUACAUGUAAUUAAUUUGUAUUGAUCACUAAAUAAAGUAAUCCAUAAUGUAUAUUAGAGCAAUACAUUACCAGAUAUCCUAUAUUGUACUUGCUUGCAAGUAAAAGAACUUUAAAUGUUAACAAUAUAGUGUUUAUUCUGAUAUUAAUGCAAGAUCUGCAGAUACACAUUAUGUCUUUACCCAAAUGUUCCAUUAAAGUUUGAUCACAAAUUC
Messenger RNA from Saccostrea echinata, 5054 nucleotides. Its product is annotated as lateral signaling target protein 2 homolog. NCBI's taxonomy places the organism in Eukaryota, Metazoa, Mollusca, Bivalvia, Ostreida, Ostreidae. Gene Ontology annotation, molecular function: metal ion binding. The transcript is spliced from 12 exons. The record is from RefSeq and is a predicted model, not a curated record. Gene Ontology annotation, cellular component: early endosome membrane. The coding region runs from base 123 to 2600 and encodes 825 amino acids.